CUGAAACUAAAUAUCUUUAGUGUACGGCCAACUUCAAAAAAGCGAAAAGGUCCAAACAUCAGUCCUGCGGCAAUUCUGAAGAGAAGUCUUGGAAGCACACAGGAGAGAGACUUUCGUAUCACCAGCGGAAAUGAAGAUGUUCUCAGUUUGCGGGUUGAUCGUCCUGGUCCUGGUGGUGUCAACAAAAGGUCAGACCAAAUAUUGCUGCUCUCUUGAUCAGUUUGAGGGAGUGUUGUCCAGCGUGACUAAAACCACUGUCGGUGGUGUUGACGGUCUCUUUAAGAACAUCAGCUAUAUCUUCUACGACUACACCAACAAUCGUUUUGCGAUGUUUGUCAACGACACAACUCCGAGUGGAACCAGCGAGUCCUUUGUGUUGCAGCUGUACACAGAAACUGGCGCAAAGAUUUACAAAAAGAAUUUGCGAUCGGGAGACUGCAGUGUAGAAGUGAACUCAGAACGUUUUCCACGACAUUGUGUUCCUGAUGAAGCUGAGAAGAUGGGCAUCGUCUCAUACGGCACGACUGACAACCCUCUCUAUGCUGGAGCUUACCUGCUUAAAGAAGACACGGACAAGGGUCCACUGGAAAUCGUUAUCACUACCACGGCUGACGACGAUUGUGCACCGAUCUCCUUGGUAAUCUCUGGACCUUUAAACGGAGUGCCGCUGCUGCUUGUGGCAGGAUAUGUGAACAUCAGGCCCGGCAUCUCCGACGCUUCUGUCUUCAACGUGCCGCCAGAGUGUCAAGGCGCUCCAGAGAGUCGACGACGCUCGGCCAGUGUUGUCUCCAACAGCUUCUUCCUCCCUUAAGAAGGACCCUGCUACCAUCAACCCGACUGACACCCAGAAAUGAAAUUCCUCCGACAUUCCACUGGCGUUUUCUUCAAUGGUUAGCAGCUUUUAGCUUUUAGUCUUUUGUGUCCAUCCGGACCUUAUACCCGACCUCCAACUCCUAUUUCCUAUUAUUCUAAGCCGCUGAGUAGUGUUUACAUUUUCAAGGUGUAAUAAAUGAAUUAUUUCAA
Pomacea canaliculata is the source of this 1023-nucleotide messenger RNA. RefSeq names its product ependymin-related protein 1-like. Gene Ontology annotation, molecular function: calcium ion binding. Gene Ontology annotation, biological process: cell-matrix adhesion. Bases 131 to 811 code for a protein of 226 amino acids. NCBI's taxonomy places the organism in Eukaryota, Metazoa, Mollusca, Gastropoda, Architaenioglossa, Ampullariidae. The transcript has 7 exons. The record is from RefSeq and is a predicted model, not a curated record. Gene Ontology annotation, cellular component: lysosome; extracellular region.